Polyodon spathula (Mississippi paddlefish) is the source of this 1823-nucleotide messenger RNA. It is a transcript of the gene pheta2, whose product is annotated as PH domain containing endocytic trafficking adaptor 2. The record is from RefSeq and is a predicted model, not a curated record. Gene Ontology annotation, cellular component: trans-Golgi network; recycling endosome; early endosome. The coding region runs from base 522 to 1334 and encodes 270 amino acids. Gene Ontology annotation, biological process: endosome organization; receptor recycling; retrograde transport, endosome to Golgi. NCBI's taxonomy places the organism in Eukaryota, Metazoa, Chordata, Actinopteri, Acipenseriformes, Polyodontidae. The transcript has 6 exons.
AGAGAGAGAGAGAGAGAGACAGUGAGAGAGACAGUCAGAGAGAGAGACAGAGCCCCUGUCAUCCUGCCAGCGAAGGAGGGCGAUUAUUUUAAGCCGGAAUUGAUCCGAUCCGACAGCCUAGUCAUCAAUGUUUAUUUAAAAACAAACACCACCACUGACAGACCGCAGCUACUUCCUUCCUUUAAACGAACAAAACAUAGAGGGGGAAAGAGAAGAUGAAGGAAAAGAACCCUUCUCAUUUUCACAAGUAUCACUUAACAGUUAAACAGCUACCAGAGUUUGACAUCUAACGCUGGGACACCUGCCUGCGGGAGACUGCGCUCUCUGCAAGGUGAACACGCUCCUAGCACCGGAAGCUGUUUUCAAAGUCCAGAAAAUCCAGGCGAAGGAAAGGAACGAGCGACAGCCUUGACUUCUGAAGACAAUUGCACGAAAGGGAUGGGAAUGAGGCUCCUGUAUUGCACAGCAGUUUGCACCCCUCUAGAAUUUUAGGAUUGAGACAUAAUUAAGAACCGGAAGACAUGAUAACAGCACAUCUUCCCAGCCCCAGGGGGCGCUCUAUUUCUGUCUCUCUCUCCGAUUCCAGGAUGAAGCUCCACGAGAAACAGUUUGUGCGCCACGCUUCUGGCCCCUCCCCCGUCGACAAGGAGGGAUUCCUGAGCAAGAAGGGGGAGUCGCGCCCCACGUACCAGCGCCGCUGGUUCAGUCUGAGGGGAAACCUGCUGUUCUACUACGAGAAGAGGGGCGACCCCGGGCCCCUGGGGGUCAUCGUGCUGGAGGGCUGCUCUGUGCAGCUCUGCGAAUCCUGCGCGGGCGAUUUCGCCUUCGCUAUCGUCUUCCAGGGACCCGGGCUUCGCACUUACAAACUGACCGCGGACGACCAGCAUGAGCAAGAGUCUUGGGUUAAAGCCUUGCUUUCAGCACACUUUGGUUAUCUUCAAAUGCUGCUUCUUGAUUUGGAGAAGAUGUACCAGGAAGUCAGUGGGAAUACCAAGCCUCUAGUUUUGGGUCCUGCCCCAGGCCCCGCCCUUCCGGGCAAAGAGGGGCGGGGCUACGCCGCCAGCCAGCUUCAGGCUCCUCCCCCCAGUGGAAAAGCCAAAAAGUCCCCCAAGCUGUGGCCCAAAAGACAAGCCCAGGUCUCGCCCACUUUGGCCGAGACCCCGCCCACUGUGGGCGUGGUCGCCCGGGUGGAGGAGUGGUCUGUGGUGGACGACACGCCCCUCGAGGCUUUUGUAGUUUUACACGCGCGGUAUGGGCAGGAGGUCGGAGAGGCGAGAGAGGAGUGGAGGAAAAAGAGAGGAGAGGUCCUGUCAGACCUGAUCGAUUUAGGGUAAUAAAUAAAUACAAAAAAAUUCAGACUUCAAUGCAUAAAAAUAUAUUAAAAACCAAAAAGAAAAAAAAAAAGGCUGAGUUCUUUUUUUUUUGCAUGAAAGGGUUAAAUAGCUAUGUUAUGAUAUUGAUCAUUUAUUAUAUAUGAUUGUGAUUGUGUUUGUUUGAAAGGGCGUUUCGGCUUCAACGAAUUCGGAGGAAAACGAGGCCCUAUUGGAAGAGACUCUGCAGCAGCAGCAUUUGUUGAUGAAGCAGAGUUCACCCUCCUAGUCUCUGCGAGUCGCUUUGGAUAAAAAAGCCUUUUCCUUCAACUGUUUCCUCUAUUCGGAACCACUUUGUUAGGACCUGUCUGUCUCCCAGAUUGGGUUUGGCAUUGCGUUGGCAUUGAGGAAUGUCCUGGGUCCUUUGAUUUACUCCAGGACAGCAGUGUGAUCCAGUCCUGGUUUCACUAGGAGUUUAAUAAUCAGACUCCCGCUGCACAGCAGUGUGAUCCA